This is a messenger RNA of Thermothielavioides terrestris NRRL 8126, 1506 nucleotides long. RefSeq lists its product as uncharacterized. The record is from RefSeq and is a predicted model, not a curated record. Lineage: Eukaryota; Fungi; Ascomycota; Sordariomycetes; Sordariales; Chaetomiaceae. The transcript is spliced from 3 exons. Bases 1 to 1506 code for a protein of 501 amino acids.
AUGGCUCACCUUGUCCCAUUGCACCUCCAGAACCUCCACGCCGCUAGCAAAGCCGAAGUAGACUCGCUCGUCCCAAGGCGGCACGGCAAGUUCGACGCAAAAUAUGUGUUGAACCGGUAUAAACGAACGGCCAAGACAGUCGCAGAAGAGCCAAAUAUCCCAGACCCCAAGCUCUUCGCAUCCCUGUAUGUCUCGCCGACACAUUCAACCGCGUUUGAGUCGGACCUCCCGACCGUGAGCGAAUGCGCUGUCCACCUUGAACUCCUCGAGGUUUUCUACAAGUUACGCCAAGACGUCAUCCAAUCUAGGGCACUCGAUGCGACAUUCGGCGUUGUGGAAGAGAAAAAGACUGUAUUCCGCAAGACGUAUGACCAGCCAAAGAGGCGGUAUCUCUACAAGCCAGUGCAGCUCAGAGACGAAACAUUCCCAUCUAGGAGGCGGAACAAGUGGUUGUACUUUCUCGCAAUUUCCGUGGGCCGGUUCAAGGUUUGGGCGAGAAGGAUCGACGCCUUUUUAGCGGCACCAAGAGGGCACAGGCCAGAAGAAUCGACGACGUUCAAGGACGGAAGAGAAUGGUCGAAGCUGCCCUUCUUGCCUCCUAUCGAUGUGCUUAUGGUCUGGCACGCCUUCCUGCUGAAUCCGCACGACUAUGACAGAUCCCAAAGUCGAUAUUGCCUUAGCAAGCUCCGUCGACUCCCCUUCCCAUGGCAAGCUGUUCACGACGCGAUAAGCUCCCGAGACUGGACGUACACCUUGCCUUCGGCCUCAGAGGAAUGGACCAGAACGCACGCUGGCCUCGAGCCCGAUCUCUUCCGCUACCUCGAGUCCAUCAGUGGCGGAGCGAGCUCUAGCGCUAGUAACAACCGGGUCUUGACCACCCUCGCCCGCUAUGGGCAGCGCUAUCUCUUGCCCCGCGACAGCGCCUUCCUCAGUGUCCUCCAACAGACCGAGGCAGAGAAACAUGUGGAUCGGCCGCUAGCCGACAACGUGCAGCGGCAGGCUGCCUUCGUCGACAAGAUGCACUUGCAGCUGUGGAUCCGCAGCCCUGCUGUGGGCGGCACGCUGCGCCGCGCCGUCGACCGCUACACCAAGUUCCUGCGCCUGUUUGCGCUAUACCCUGGCAAGACGCUUGUGCCAACGCUUGACAUCGACCUUGUGUGGCACACGCACCAGUGCUCUGCGCAGGCCUACGCUGAGUCGGUCCAGGAGCGGACGGGCGUCUUCAUUAACCACGACGACAAGCUAGGCCCAAGGGUGCUGCACAGCGGAAUGGAGGAGACCAAGGAGCUAUUCUUUGUACACUUCGGCGAAGAGUAUGAGCGGUGUCUGUGCUGGGACUGUGAGGCGUCCUUCUCUGCUAUUGAGGAGGUGGACAAUGAGGACAGGGAUGGCGAGGAAUUUGAAGUAGGUGCUUUGGUUAAGAAAGUGAGGAAAGAGGUAGAGUAUUACCGCUGUGUGGAGAUAUGUAGGCGGAACGGCAAACCUUUGCCAUUGCUGCUAGCCUAG